GAAGUGGGAUUGAAAAGAAAGAUUAGCUUCGAAAUUAUUAACGCGACAAAUUUCAUUCGAGGAGUUUCGCUUCGUAUAAGUUAUAUACCAGGGCACAAACCCCUUCGUGCAUUGGGAAGAAAAGAUCAGAGCAGCUUACAAAUUAUAUUCAACAGAGAGUUUUGAUUCCAUGUUCAACGUGUAUACCGGGACGAAAGGAUCAAAGACCCCCACAGGUUAUGAACAAUAGCAGCAUCCAUGGUUUAAACAAGUUUCAAUUUGAAAAAGUCCACCAUAAUUGUGUGAGAAAAUUGCUCUAUCACGUGUGUAUCUUCUUCGAUUGAGACGAUCAAUAGUGCCACAAACAAGAGCUGAUCGAUCGAGUCUCUGGGCGUCUGGCAAUUAUACAUAUACAUGGCGGACAAAAAGCAGCUCAUAUUGGUGGUUGAAGGUACCGCCGCUCUAGGUCCUUACUGGCGCACUAUAGUCUCCGAUUACCUCGAAAAAGUUAUCAGGUCCUUCUGUGAUAGCGAGUCUUUGAAACCUUCAGGGACUAUUGCUGAGCUGGCACUUAUAAUAUUCAAUGCUCACGGAUCUUUUAGCUCUUGCUUAGUACAAAGGAGUGGGUGGACAAGAAAUGUUGAUUACUUCUUUGAAUGGCUAUCAGCCAUUCACUUCACUGGUGGUGGUUUUUGUGAUGCUGCAAUUGCAGAAGGACUUGGUGAAGCUUUAAUGAUGUUUCCUCCCCAAAGUAUGUCCCAAAAUCAACACAAUUUAGGUGUUCAAAGACAUUGCAUACUUGUGGCUGCAAGUAAUCCUUAUCCACUUCCAACACCAGUUUAUCGACCCCCAAUGCAAAAAAUAGAACCAACUGAUAACAAUGAAGCACAAUCAGAAAGUCGUUUAUCAGAUGCUGAAACUAUAGCUAAAGCAUUUGCUCAGUGUUCCGUUUCUUUAUCAGUUAUAUGCCCUAAACAGCUACCGAAACUCAAAGCAGUCUAUAAUGCGGGAAAAAGGAACCCUUCAGCAGCUGAUCCUACAAUUGAUAUUGUGAAAAAUCCACAUUAUCUUGUACUCAUUUCAGAAACAUUCAUGGAGGCUCGUGCUGCUUUAAGUCGAUCAGGAAUUACAAAUUUGCCCUCUCAAACUCCUAUAAAAGUAGAUGCAUCUUCAAUUCCUCCAGUUUCAGCCCCCCCUCCAUCUUCAGUUCCACCAGCAAAUGGGACUAUGAUGAAUCGACAACCAGUUCCUGUAGGAAACAUUCCUCCUGCAACCGUGAAAGUGGAGCCAACAACGGUUACUUCAGUGCCACCUGUACCUGUACCUAUACCUGCACCAUCAUUCCAACACGUGCCACCUGUCCCACGUCCUACACCACCCAUGCAAAUGUCAUCACCAUUAUCUGUUUCACAAGAAAUGUUAUCAAGUAAUGAUGGAAUCCAAGAUAUGAAGCCAAUUGUGAGUAAUAUACAGCCACCUAUGCGUCCAGCUGUCACUGUAAAUCAUAACAUUCUCAACAACCUAUCACAAGCAAGAAUCAUCAACCAAGCAGCCAUUGCUGGAGGAACAUCCAUGGGAAUACCAAAUCCCAUGGCUGUGCAUAUGUCCAACAUGAUAUCAAGCGGAAUGGCAUCCACAAUUCCGGUUGCCCAAACCGUAAUCUCAUCUGGGCAAUCAGUGAUUCCAUCAAUGGCAAUGUCAACUACAUCAACUGUCCCUGGUUCUUUUGCUUCGGCUACAUCGAAUAUUUCACAACCGAUUCAAGGAAGCGUUGGAAUGGGUAAUUCCGUUCCUGGGAUGAGUCAAGGGAGCAUUCCGGGGUCGCAAAUGGUGCAGAGUGGAAUGGGAAUGAGUCAGAAUAAUAUGAUGAGUGGUGUGGUAGGUGUAGGUCAAACAGGUAGUGGAACCGGAACUGGAACCGGAACCAUGACUGGAAUGGGAUCAAUGAUGCCAACUCCGGUGAUGACUCAGCAACAAGUACAAGGAAUGCAAUCUGGUGGUGUGAAUAAUAAUAAUAAUAAUACAGCAGCUAAUGUUGGUCUCACACAGCAAUCAACAGGUGCAUUGCAAUCAGCACAGUCAAAAUAUGUCAAAGUCUGGGAGGGGAAUUUAUCGGGUCAGAGACAAGGUCAGCCUGUAUUUAUUACAAGAUUAGAAGGGUACCGGAGUGCAUCGGCUUCUGAAUCACUUGCAGCAAAUUGGCCACCAACAAUGCAAAUAGUGCGACUUAUAUCUCAAGAUCACAUGAACAACAAGCAAUACGUGGGAAAAGCAGAUUUUCUAGUUUUUCGGGCAAUGAAUCAACAUGGAUUCCUUGGUCAACUGCAAGAAAAGAAGCUUUGUGCAGUGAUUCAGUUGCCUUCACAAACACUUCUACUCUCUGUUUCUGAUAAAGCAUGUAGACUAAUUGGAAUGCUUUUCCCUGGGGACAUGGUGGUGUUUAAGCCACAGAUAUCCGGUCAGCAACCACAACCGCAACAGCUUCAAGCACAACAGCACCCGCAAAUGCAACAACAGCAACAGCAGAUGCAGCAGCAGCACUUACAGCAGAUUCCGCCACAGGGGCAGCAACAGCAGCAGGCGGCACCACCACAGCAGCAGCAGAUGGUGGGGACAGGGAUGAAUCAAGGGUAUGUUCAAGGUCCUGGAGGGAGGACACAAAUGGUGGUGUCUCAGGGACAGGUGUCAUCUCAAGGGCCACAAAGCAUGUCCAGUGGGAGCUUUAUUAACUAACUCAUAUAUAAAUAUAUAAAUAAAUUUCAUCCUAAUUACCACAUCUAUGUUUAUGUUUGUGUUUGUAUUUUUGUCCCAUACUCCCACUGUUUAAUUUGAACCUAUUAUUAGAUUUGUUUAUGAAAAUAAGACUCCUAUUAAAUCUAGAUCCUUGGA
This is a messenger RNA of Lactuca virosa, 2868 nucleotides long. NCBI's taxonomy places the organism in Eukaryota, Viridiplantae, Streptophyta, Magnoliopsida, Asterales, Asteraceae. The record is from the annotation of a GenBank genome assembly.